AUGGAUACCACCCCGCUCCUCCAAGAAGUGGACUCACUUGAAGCCACAGUGAUCAUCGACAAUGAGCUAGACCCCAUGUCCCCGGCAGCACCCGAUACAGUUCAUCUUUCAGGACAAAUUGGAAGCAUAGCAGUCAGACCAGAUAGCAAAAUUUCCGGUCGCGGCGAUGCAAUUUACGAAUUGCGCAUGGGUAAUAUCUGUUGCGCGGCGCACGGCUUGUCCAUUCUCAUAACUGCGACAAAGGGAGAUAAGAAACAUUCUGUUCUCUUCGAUGCUGGCCCUGAAGAAGAUGCGUGGGAACGUAACGUGCAACGAUUACGUCCCGAUCUUGCUUCUGUCGAAGUUAUUCAAUUAUCUCAUUGGCAUCGGGAUCAUUCUGGCGGUCUUUUGCGAGCUAUUCGCAUGAUUAAAGAUGCUAAGAGGGCCCAGGGCAUCUCUGAUAAUCUAGUGGUCGAUCUACAUCCCGAUAGACCAGUCUAUCGUGGUAUUGCUCUUCCUCAACAAAUAGUCUCUCUUGAGGCAGAUCCAACCUUUGAAGAGAUCUCUCAAACAGGCGCUGUGAUCGAGGAGAAUGACGAAACACAUACGAUCCUCGAUGACAUGUUUCUCGUCUCGGGCGGGAUUCCACGGGUAACGCCUUAUGAAACAGGUCUAAAAGGUGCUGUACGGUUUGACUCCGAGUCAGGGGAAUGGUACUCAGACGAGCUCAUCGCUGAUGAGCGUUUUCUCGCUGUCAAUGUCAAAGAUAAGGGUCUCGUUGUAUUCACAGGAUGCAGCCACGGUGGCGUGGUUAAUGCGACAAAGCACGCAAUGAAACACAUGCCUGAAAACACUCUUCUCCACUGUGUUGUAGGCGGGUUCCAUCUUGCUACUUCCGACGACAUGCAGGUCCAAAAAACCGUUGCUGAUCUCAAACGCCUUGAUCCUGCGGUAUUGAUGCCAGGCCACUGCUCUGGAUGGCGAUCGAAAUUUGCUAUUGAGAAGGCUAUGCCCGGGACACUUGUACCGUGCACCGUUGGUACAAGUAUUACUUUCUGA
Molecule: messenger RNA, 1038 nt
Organism: Penicillium angulare
Lineage: Eukaryota; Fungi; Ascomycota; Eurotiomycetes; Eurotiales; Aspergillaceae
Product: MBL fold metallo-hydrolase
Exons: 4
Coding region: 1-1038 (345 amino acids)
Molecular function (GO): transferase activity
Source: RefSeq, a predicted model, not a curated record